Molecule: messenger RNA, 3153 nt
Organism: Grosmannia clavigera kw1407
Lineage: Eukaryota; Fungi; Ascomycota; Sordariomycetes; Ophiostomatales; Ophiostomataceae
Product: dihydropyrimidinase
Exons: 6
Coding region: 1-3153 (1050 amino acids)
Biological process (GO): transmembrane transport
Cellular component (GO): cytoplasm
Molecular function (GO): transmembrane transporter activity; hydrolase activity, acting on carbon-nitrogen (but not peptide) bonds
Source: RefSeq, a predicted model, not a curated record
AUGGCAAGCUCGGAAGAUGACGCCAUUCCCGGAACAGAGAUCGUCUACCGACCCGGACAGCAUGGCGGACCAGACGCAGAUCACAUAGACCUGGUCCUCAUUCCUCAGCCCUCUUCAACCGCUGCUGAUAACCCGCUCAACUGGACUACCCCCUGGAAGACUCUGGUCCUCGCCAGCCAGUUUGUCUUUGUCUUUGUCUCCAUCAUGACCCCGCUGGCUAUUGCCCCUCUCACCCACUUCUUCAUGCUGCAGUUUGACAAGACCCUGCCGCAGGCCAAUCUGCUCUUUGGCGUCGCCGCCAUCACCCUGGGCUUUGCCAACUUCCUCAUCGUUCCUGCCGCCAACGUCUUUGGCCGCAGACCCAUCGUCGCCAUCUGCGGCAUCAUCUGCCUCCUGGCCAAUGUCUGGCAGGCCCUCGUCACCAGCUUUCCCAGCUUCAUCGGCGCCCGCGUCAUCUCCGGCCUCGGGGCUGCCGCCAACGAAUCCAUCAUGCCAAUGGUCGUCGCCGACAUCUUGUUCCUGCACCAGCGCGGCCAGUCCAUGGCCCUGUACUUUCCCCAGACGCUGUGGCCCGUCAUUGACCAGGCCAUCUUCCAGUUUUGGGUAUGCACCAUCCUGCAGGGCGUCUCGCUCAUCUUCAUUGUCGUCGCCUUUCCAGAAACGAAAUAUGUCCGCCCUGUCGACCCUGUAGAGAACAUGGGCGAACAAAGAAUCAGAUCUGGCACCACCAACGCCACAGUCUCGGACUUGACAGAAAAGGCAGCCCCCGUGCCCCAUAUAUCCUCAGCCGACGUCGAGACCGGUCAGCCUGUAUGGGACGUUGCCGCCGAUGCUAUCGUGGCGAUAGAUGCUGAUGCUGCUGCUGCUGUUGUUGAGAUCGUUCCAGAUCGUAGCAACCCCCUCGUCGGCCGCGGUCGCCCGGCACGCUGGCAGUGGUCACUUGUGCCGAAGCCUCGCUUCGACCACGGCCUAGCAUUGGUUGUUCGCGACCUUGUCUCCCCAAUACAGCUGUUUCUCAUCUAUCCCAUCGUCCUCUGGGCAUCACUUGCCAUGGGCUUCGCAGCAAACUCGCUGCUAGCACUCAACCUGACGCAGGCCCAAGUCUUCCUCGCACCUCCCUACAAUUUCUCGGCCGACCAGGUUGGCUAUGUCAACUUCUCCUUCGCUGUCGGUGCUGCUAUCGCACUGCUGACCGCUGGCCCGUUGUCUGACUGGAUAGCACUGCGAGCAGCUCGACGCAACAGCGGCGUCCUCGAGGCAGAGAUGCGGCUGCAGGCACUGAUACCGUUCAUUGUCGUGAACCUGGUCGGCAUGGUCGUGACUGCCGUCGGGUACCAGCGAGGCUGGGACUGGGCUAUCACCGUGGUCGUCGGCUAUGGCCUUGUCGGUAUGCAGGUUGUCGGCAUCCCGGCCAUCGUGAUCGCGUAUGCUGUUGACUGCUACAAACAUCUUCCAGGCGAAAUCAUGAUCGCGGCCACGAUUGUGAAGAAUACCUUUGGCUUCGGCAUGAUUUUCUAUUACAACGACUGGACCGCGCGGGGGGGAUAUCUUGCUCCUGUUCUGAUGCUCAUGGCUAUCACUGUCGGCUUAUCUGUCCUCGGACUUGCUGUCACCGCGGCAGAGGUGCUUCCCCUGGGCCUCGAGAUCGGCGUCAAGAAUGGCAAGAUCGCCAUGAUCGGCCAUGGUCUGGAGGCAGGCAGCCAGACGGAGAUUGUGGAUGCCGAGGGCGCCUAUAUCACACCAGGCGGUGUCGACUCUCAUGCGCAUAUCGAGCAGGACAAUGCACCCACGGGUGACACUUGGGAGACCGGAUCUCGGUCAGCGCUCGCUGGUGGUAACACGACGGUGCUUGCAUUCGCGUCGCAGAAGCGGGCCGAGGAGAGCAUUUGGCCAGCCGUGGAAGCGUAUCACGCCAAGGCCAAGGGCAACUCGUACUGCGACUAUGGCUUCCACGUGAUCCUAACGAAUGCCAACGAAGAGGUGCUAGAGAGAGAGCUUCCGGCGCUGCCUGAGCACGGAAUCACUAGUAUCAAGCUGUAUAUGACGUACCGGCCGCUCAAGCUGGACGAUGGGUCGCUGUUCAGCAUCAUGAUGGCAGCGCGGUCCCUCGGCAUCACGAUCAUGAUCCACGCCGAAAACAACGACAUUGUGGAGCAGAUCACCGCGCGCCUCGUCAAGAAAGGCAACACGCAGACCUAUUUCCAUUCUGUCGCGCGGCCCCAGAUUGCCGAGAGUGAGGCAACGUACCGGGCCAUCAGUCUGGCCGAAGUGACAGACGCGCCGAUCCUCAUUGUGCACAUGUCGUCACCGACAGCAUUGCGACACGUCCGCGAGGCGCAAAACCGGCUUCUGCCCGUGCACGCCGAAACCUGUCCGCACUACCUGUACCUGACGAGCGACAAGCUGCGCUCGGAGCCGCAUCCGCCGCACGACUUUGACGGCGCACGGCACAUCUGCGCGCCGCCACUGCGUCACAGUGCACAAGACCUCGAGCAGCUGUGGCAGGAGCUGGCCAACGGCACGUACACGGUCGUGUCAUCGGACCAUGCGCCCAGCCUGUUCGACGAUCCCAAUGGCAAGAAGCGCGGACUCACGGUCGACGCCAAAACGGGCGCCACCCAUGUCGAUUUUCGCACCGUGCCCAACGGGCUGCCCGGUAUUGAGACCCGGCUGCCGCUGCUGUUCCACCGCACGUUCGAUCCGGCUCUGGGCCCGCCGGCCGGCAACGCUGCCGUACACAUCUCGCUCCCGCGCUUUGUCGCCCUGACGUCGACCAACCCGGCGCAGCUGUACGGCCUGGCCGACUGCAAGGGCAGCCUGCAGCCGGGUCUGGAUGCCGACAUUGUCAUCUGGUACCCCGAAGCAGUGCCGGGCGCAGACGGACAGCCAUCGCAGCCGCCCGCCUUUUCCAUCACAAACGACUCGCUGCACCACCGCAUCGACUACACGCCCUUUGAAGGCAUGGCCGUGCGCAAUUGGCCGCGGUAUGUGUUCCUGCGCGGAAACCGGGCUUGGGAUCGUGAUAACGGCGGCGUGCUGGCCUCCAAGGGCGAUGGAUGGUUCUUGAAACGCAACCGCUCGCGCAUCCUGACUGGCCAGAUGGGGCGUACGGCAACGGGCAUGAGCAGUGGCGAGUGGGCAUCGUGGAUGUGA